UAUAGAUCCAUAUCAGCUGCCUUCACUCCUCUUUUCUUUUGCCUUUCACUGAAUCUCUCACUCUCUUGCUUAAACCACCAUGGCCGUCACCUUCACAGAUCUCUACACCGAAGCCGGCCUCAAGUCCCUCGAGGCCUACCUCUCCGGCAAAACCUACAUCUCCGGAGAUCAGCUGACGAAGGAUGACAUCAAGGUGUACGCAGCCGUGUUGGAGAAGCCAGCGAGUUCCUUCCCCAAUGUGAGCAAGUGGUACGACUGCGUUUCGUCCCAGCUCGCCAAAAGCUUCCCCGGAAAAGCUGCUGGUGUCAGAGUAAGCAACCAAGCUGCUCCUGCCGCGGCACCAAAGGCUGCAGCAGAAGAUGAUGAUGACCUUGAUCUCUUCGGUGAUGAAACAGAGGAGGACAAGAAGGCAGCAGAGGAGAUUCAGGCAGCUAAGAAGCCUUCCGCCAAGAAGAAAGAGAGUGGAAAAUCCUCUGUCCUUCUGGAUGUGAAGCCGUGGGAUGAUGAAACAGACAUGAAGAAGCUUGAAGAGGCUGUUAGAAGCAUUGAAAUGGAGGGUCUCUUCUGGGGUGCAUCAAAACUGGUGCCAGUUGGUUAUGGGAUAAAGAAGCUCCAGAUCAUGCUCACUAUUGUCGAUGAUCUGGUGUCUGUGGAUACUCUCAUCGAGGAGCGUCUUACUGUUGAGCCGUGUGAUGAGUGGAUCCAGAGCUGUGACAUUGUUGCCUUCAACAAGAUUUAAGUAAUCCUGUUCAAUUGACUUGUAGCAAUAUGCAUGAGGCAAUUUAGUUUUUUGACAUUACAGUGUUUUGGUUGGAUAUGUUCUCUCUACUUUUAUUUUGUUUCAAGUGAGUGAUUAAAAGAGGAACAUUUGGUAAUCAAGUCCUUCAUGUUCUAUUUCUAUGGAAUGGAUUGAAAUCAACAUUGCUUAACAUAUGCUAUUCUUAUGGAAUGCCCAUUCUAUUC
Molecule: messenger RNA, 963 nt
Organism: Rosa rugosa (rugosa rose)
Lineage: Eukaryota; Viridiplantae; Streptophyta; Magnoliopsida; Rosales; Rosaceae
Product: elongation factor 1-beta 2
Exons: 6
Coding region: 80-739 (219 amino acids)
Biological process (GO): translational elongation
Cellular component (GO): eukaryotic translation elongation factor 1 complex; cytosol
Molecular function (GO): guanyl-nucleotide exchange factor activity; translation elongation factor activity
Source: RefSeq, a predicted model, not a curated record